Aspergillus fijiensis CBS 313.89 is the source of this 444-nucleotide messenger RNA. RefSeq names its product putative ubiquitin conjugating enzyme (UbcD). The coding region runs from base 1 to 444 and encodes 147 amino acids. Gene Ontology annotation, cellular component: nucleus. NCBI's taxonomy places the organism in Eukaryota, Fungi, Ascomycota, Eurotiomycetes, Eurotiales, Aspergillaceae. Gene Ontology annotation, biological process: protein polyubiquitination; ubiquitin-dependent protein catabolic process. The record is from RefSeq and is a predicted model, not a curated record. Gene Ontology annotation, molecular function: ubiquitin conjugating enzyme activity. The transcript has 5 exons.
AUGGCUCUCAAGCGUAUUAACAAGGAACUCACUGACCUCGGCCGUGAUCCCCCCUCUUCCUGCUCUGCUGGUCCUACCGGAGAUGACCUGUUCCACUGGCAAGCAACUAUCAUGGGUCCUGGUGACUCCCCAUACUCGGGAGGCGUUUUCUUCUUGAACAUUCACUUCCCCACCGACUACCCAUUUAAGCCCCCGAAGGUCAACUUCACCACCCGCAUCUACCACCCCAACAUCAACUCGAACGGCAGCAUCUGUCUUGACAUUCUCAGAGACCAAUGGAGCCCUGCUCUCACGAUCUCCAAGGUGCUACUCUCGAUUUGCUCGAUGCUCACCGACCCCAACCCCGACGAUCCGUUGGUGCCCGAGAUUGCUCACGUGUACAAGACCGACCGUCCUCGGUACGAGGCGACCGCGCGUGAAUGGACUCGCAAAUACGCUAUCUGA